This is a messenger RNA of Grus americana (Whooping crane), 3031 nucleotides long. It is a transcript of the gene BMP8A, whose product is annotated as bone morphogenetic protein 8a. Gene Ontology annotation, cellular component: extracellular region. Gene Ontology annotation, biological process: SMAD protein signal transduction. Lineage: Eukaryota; Metazoa; Chordata; Aves; Gruiformes; Gruidae. Gene Ontology annotation, molecular function: cytokine activity; growth factor activity. The coding region runs from base 18 to 1313 and encodes 431 amino acids. The transcript is spliced from 7 exons. The record is from RefSeq and is a predicted model, not a curated record.
CGGUCGGCGGCGGUGCCAUGGGGCGCGGGGCGGCGGCGGGCCGGGGUCCUCUGGGUGCCCUGGCACUGCUCUGGGUGGCGGCGGUGCUCUGCCAGCUGGGCAGCGGCAGCGUCCUCCGUCGCCGCCUCCACGCCGCCGGUUUCCUCCAGCGGCGGCUCAGCGGCGGCGAACGGCGCGACGUGCAGCGGGAGAUCCUGGCCGUGCUGGGGCUGCCCGGCCGGCCCCGGCCCCGGCCCCCCGCCGCCGCCCGCGCCCCCGCCGCCGCCGCGCCGCUCUUCAUGCUCGAUCUCUACCACGCCGUGGCCGGCGAGGAGGAGGCGGAGGAGGAGGAGGCGGCGGUGUCGCGACCGGUGCUUACCGGGCUCAGCACCCAGAGCCCCCCGCCCGGUAGCGUCGUCAGCCGCGCCGACACCGUUGUCAGCCUCGUCAAUCUGGUCGAGCAGGACCGGGACAUCUUCUCCCCGAAGCCGUACUGGAAGGAGUUCAGGUUCGACCUGACCCAGGUGCCCAUGGGCGAGUCGGUGACGGCUGCCGAGUUUCGCAUCUACAAGGCGCGGGGUGUCACCCGUCAUGCCAACAACACCCUCCACGUCAGCAUCUACGAGAUCGCUGCCGAGCACUCCAACAGGGAGUCUGACCUGUUCCUGCUGGAUGUCCAGGACCUGCGUGCUGGGACCGAGGGCUGGCUGGUGUUUGACGUCACAGCUGCCAGCAACCACUGGUUAGUGGAUCGGAAAUACAACCUGGGGCUGCGACUCUACGUGGAGACAGAUGACGGGCACAGCGUCGACCCGGGCUCGGCGGGGCUGCUGGGGCGCCGGGGGCCCCGAUCCAAGCAGCCCUUCAUGGUCACAUUUUUCCGGGCGAGCCCCAGCCCUGCGCGUGUUACGCGGGCGGCCAAACCCCCGAGGAGGCGGCAGCCCAAGAAGACGAACGACCUCCCGCAUCCAAACAAGCUGCCGGGAAUUUUUGACGACGUCCAGGCUGCGGACGGGCGGCAGGUCUGCCGGCGCCACGAGCUCUACGUCAGCUUUCAGGACCUCGGUUGGCUGGACUGGGUGAUCGCCCCGCAGGGAUACUCAGCCUACUACUGCGAGGGGGAGUGCGCCUUCCCCCUGGACUCCUGCAUGAACGCCACCAACCACGCCAUCCUGCAGUCCCUGGUCCACCUGAUGAAGCCCGAGGCCGUGCCCAAGGCGUGCUGUGCCCCCACGAAGCUCAGCGCCACCUCCGUCCUCUACUACGACAGCAACAACAACGUCAUCCUCAAGAAACACCGCAACAUGGUGGUGAAAUCGUGCGGCUGCCACUGACGGCCGGAUCCCGUCCCUGAACGUCCCGUCCCAUCUCCACCGGAGAAAUGUGACACUGGGGUUCUGCCGCGUGUGUGGAAAAGGAGUUUCAUCAUAGCAAAGUCCAUUAAUAAUAAUAAAUAAUAAAAAUAAAUCCCUCCCACCCCUUCCUAGAAGUGGAUGUAAAUAAUAUAAAACUUUUAUUCUCGUACGACAUUUAAUGAGACACAGACAUAUAUAUACAUAUAGGAAAGAGAGGCUUUGCGGCUGGUUACGUGUCUGUUUUGUUCGCGGGCGCUGUGUUUUCCCCUGGCGCUGCUGGCUCACAGGCUGCUGCCGUCUCCGGUGUUCGCAGAGGCAGUUUGGGCUGAAGGGUAGUUAGGACGAGGGAGGCAGCAUCUGAGUUGCUCUGGGAUUGAGCUGUUUCUAGCCAUGUAUGUCUAACUCACUCACCUCUAACCAGCGCUUUUAAUUCCCUUAAUGAAAACACCGUCAGCUAAUUAAGUAGCUGGCUGACUAACCCGCUCCUGUUUACUUAAAGUUCACAAAACUCAGCCGGUUGGAAAAAAAAAAAGUAAAAAUCCAUAUUGAGCUAAGACACUGUUAUAAAAUAAACGCCUAGUUUGGAAAGUAAACACCUAAUUUCUCUUGCUGUUUGUUUUUUAAUAAAUGUCACGGCACAGCAGCGCUCUGUUCGGUUGAUGGGAUUUCGCAAUGAAAAAAAUACUCAGGAUUGGCUAAAAUUGUACCUAUUUGCUUGAAAAUAAACCCCGCCAAAGCGCUGUGAUGCAAGGUUUGGGUCAGACUGUGUCUCCCUGCUGGGAGAGCAGCUGUGUUCACCAGUGGAUGCUUCCUGUGGAUUCACAACAGCCCCAGGCAGCUUCCCUGGGCUAUUUGCACUUAUUUAACUUAUUUAUUUGCUCUGAUUUUAAAAGGAAAGGGCCUGGGCUGUUUUGCAGCUCGGGCACCCAGGGAACCUUGUGUCACUGAACAAAUAAUGAACCCGGCUUAGCCAAAUACAAAGGAAAAAAAUCCCAAUAAACCCACCAAAGUAAGAAGGACCUACUCCCUGCCAAUGCCUGGCUUCCUGAGAAAAGGUCUUGCCUCUUUAGAAAGAUUUAAUUUACCAAUUCCACACAAAAUACAGCUCAGGAUGUGAUCGUGGCUUCAUGCGACGUGGUGCCUUCUGCAGAGAGAAGGCCCACGGCUUCCACCGACUCCAUCGAGCAAGGGUGCUCUCUGCUUCAGGUGUUGCUGAAGAUUUCUGCAAGGUCUGUCUUCAAAAAUUUGAGACUUAAACAACAAAAAGAAGGGAGCCAGGAAGGGAAAUGCUGGGUUGGUUUGUCUGUUUGUCAGGUAUCACCUCCGAGCACCUGUAUCCUACCUUGUCCCAGCUGUAGGGCAAUGCACGACCCCCAAAGUGUGGGAAAUCAGCAAGUGAAUAAAAGCAACCCGGUGUUUAUUAUGCAAAAGCAACACCCCUGAUCUGUGAGCGGCUGCAUUGGUGAAACUUAAAAUCCCCAAUUGCACAAGCUCUUAAAAAUAUCCCCUAAACCCCAACCUUCGUCUCUGCCCUGACAGCCCCAGCCCUCCUGCGAACACCUGCACAAACUCAGAAUUACACAUCCCUUCCUCCCCGCAAACAUGCAUUCCGAGAAGUACCCAGUGCUGUAAUUUCAUAGGAAACCCCAAAUCAAUCACUUUCCAACGAUGUGGUUACCUUCACGGGGCACAGCCAG